CGGGCGGCGGAAGUAGGAAACUGGGAAGGAAGAGGGAAAGGGGCCUGGCUGUGCUAUGCGAAGGGCCCACGUUUCUGUUGUGGGAAGCUCCAGGAGGUCGCACGUGCGUCCGAGCCCAAGCCCCUCCCCUCCACUCCCCUCCCCGCUUGCCCCGGAGCCGCCAAACGGCCGGCUUCUUCUCGGCCCGCCGAGAUGGCGCUCGACCCCGCAGACCAGCAUCUCAGACAUGUCGAAAAAGAUAUUUUGAUCCCUAAAAUAAUGAGAGAAAAGGCCAAAGAGAGGUGUUCUGAACAAGUUCAAGAUUUUACCAAAUGUUGCAAGAACUCUGGAGUUCUUAUGGUAGUAAAAUGCCGGAAAGAAAACUCUGCAUUGAAAGAAUGUCUGACUGCUUACUAUAAUGAUCCAGCCUUUCAUGAAGAAUGCAAAAUGGAAUACCUGAAGGAAAGGGAAGAAUUCAGAAAAACUGGAAUUCCUGCAAAGGAAAGGCUACAGAAGGUUCCAACAAGCAUGUAGGCAGAUACUCAAAUGACAUUCAGGAACUCUAAUAUUCAUGGAAGUCAUUUUAUAGUAUAAAUCACCUUAAAUAAUGAACUCAAGCAUGUAUGUUUGCUUUAAUUAUGGAAAUACUGAAAUAAAUAUUUUAUUUCAAA
This is a messenger RNA of Mandrillus leucophaeus (drill), 650 nucleotides long. RefSeq names its product C-x(9)-C motif containing 1 (gene CMC1). The coding region runs from base 193 to 513 and encodes 106 amino acids. Lineage: Eukaryota; Metazoa; Chordata; Mammalia; Primates; Cercopithecidae. Gene Ontology annotation, cellular component: mitochondrion. The transcript has 4 exons. The record is from RefSeq and is a predicted model, not a curated record.